CCCGAGCGUCCUCCGCGUCUCCAGGGACAACCUCGGCGCUUCCCUCCGCGGGCGGGCGCAGUGACGGUUAAUCAGAUUCCCGACCGAGGGGGCAUGGCCGCCUGCUGCAGGGGCCAAUCGAAAGCCUGGGAGGCCCUAUAUGCAAAUAUGAGGGCCGGGCGGACCCGAGGGAGGGCUGGCGGUUCUCCGGAGCCUCCUCCGGGGCCAGGGAGAUGCUGCAGUGCCUGACUUCGGAAAGUGAGGAAGGGGCCGAAGAGAGGGAGGAGAGUUCUGCAGAAGACCUAGAAGAGCUAGAAGAAUUUGUCACCCUGGCUUUUGUGAAAGAGAACACACAAAAGAAGCUUCAGAACGCCCCGCAGCAUGGCAAGAAGAAGAGGAAGAAAAAAAGAUUGGUGAUUAAUCUAUCCAACUGCCGCUACGACAGUGUGCGCAGGGCAGCCCAGCAGUAUGGCCUUCGAGAGGCGGGAGACAAUGAUGACUGGACUCUCUACUGGACGGACUUCUCAGUGUCGCUGGAGCGAGUGAUGGAAAUGAAGAGUUACCAGAAAAUCAAUCAUUUUCCUGGGAUGAGUGAGAUCUGCCGCAAAGACUUGCUGGCCCGGAAUAUGAGCCGGAUGCUAAAGCUGUUUCCUAAGGACUUCCAUUUUUUCCCUAGGACGUGGUGUCUUCCUGCUGACUGGGGAGAUUUGCAGACUUACAGCAGGUCAAGAAAAAAUAAGACGUACAUUUGUAAGCCGGACUCAGGCUGCCAAGGGAAAGGCAUAUUCAUCACCCGGACCGUGAAAGAAAUCAAGCCGGGGGAGGAUAUGAUCUGUCAGCUUUAUAUUUCAAAGCCCUUUAUCAUUGACGGGUUCAAGUUUGACCUGCGGGUUUACGUGCUGGUGACCUCCUGUGACCCUCUCCGGGUCUUUGUGUACAAUGAAGGACUGGCUCGCUUCGCCACCACCUCUUACUCCCACCCCUGCACAGAAAACCUGGAUGAGAUCUGCAUGCACCUAACUAAUUAUUCCAUCAAUAAGCACAGUUCCAACUUCAUUCAAGAUGCUCAUUCCGGCAGCAAGAGGAAACUCUCCACCUUCAACUCGUACAUGACGCUGCAUGGCUAUGACGUGGAGCAGAUUUGGAGGGCCAUUGAGGACGUCAUCAUCAAGACGCUCAUCUCGGCUCACCCGGUCAUCAAACAUAACUACCACACCUGCUUCCCCAGCCACACGCUCAUCAGCGCCUGCUUUGAAAUUCUCGGUUUUGACAUCUUGUUGGACCGCAAACUCAAGCCCUGGCUGCUCGAGGUCAACCAUUCUCCAAGCUUCUCCACUGACUCCAAGUUGGAUAAAGAGGUGAAAGACAGUCUGCUUUACGAUGCCUUGGUCCUCAUCAACCUGGGGAGCUGUGACAAAAAGAAAGUCUUGGAGGAGGAGAGGCAGCGGGGGCGGUUCUUACAGCAGUGUCCUUCUCGGGAGAUGAGGAUGGAAGAGGUCAAGGGUUUCCAGGCAGCGCGGUUACAGAAAACAGAGGAAUAUGAGAAGAAACACUGUGGUGGGUUCCGGCUCAUCUACCCUGGUCUGAAUUUGGAGAAGUAUGAGAAGUUUUUCCAGGACAAUAGCUCCCUCUUCCAGAAUACGAUUGCUUCCAGAGCCCGAGAGCUGUAUGCCCGGCAACUGAUCCAGGAGCUGAGGCAAAAACAGGAAAAAAAAACGUUCCUAAAGAAAGAGAAGAGGGCAGAGAUGCAGGGCGAGUCUCCGGGUGAGCAGGCAAGAGACAAGACUGUGAAACCCUGGCAACAGACACAGCAACCGAAGUGCAAGACAGCCACCCAUCCAAAACAAUGCUAUCACCCAGUGACUUUAGUAUCCUGCACGCCUGGCUUGUUCUUGAACAUCAGAGGCAUAAGGAAAAACGACACUGCCGGCAGCCUCCCUCAGAAGGGCUCCAAGAAGGAGGCCAGCCUCGCCCCCUGCAAGCCCGUGUCCGCGAGGCACUACAGUUCUGUCCCUGACCUGAGGAGUUCAAAUCCCAACUGCCUGGGGACAGAGUUCCGCAAGUCCAAUCCCAAAGUCAAGGAAGUGAAGUCAGCCUUUGCGAUGAUGAACGUAAUCAGCAACGCCGCCGCCGCGCCCUUAACAUCUGUAGAAACGUCCCCAGACCCCACAUCCCGGCUCUCCACCUCUCUCGAAUCCCUGGCAAGCCUGAGCCUAACCAGCAGCCCUGACUGCAGCAGCCCUGAGAGUGUCCAGAUGCUCUAUAAGUACAAGCAGCAGCAGAUCUUCCACAAGCUGACCCAGGAGAAAAGAUCCAAACUUGCCACGUCUUCCAAACCCAAGAGUUUGGACCAGAAGUGGACCUUGCUAAAGAAUGAAGUGAGGAGGCAGCAUCUGAUGUCAGAGAUCAUGCAGAAGGUUCAGAUGAAGAAGAAACGCUACUUGUUUCCGGCUCCCAAGUCACAAAACCCGUCCUUGUCCAAGGACUGCUGCCUCCACAGCCACGGCUUCGGCAGGAAGAAAGAGAUGGAUGUCUCCUCCGUCCUCCUCCUGCAGGGUUCUCACGGCCAUACUGAACCUCUGAAUGACCUUCUGGUAGUUGCCACUCAGGCCCGUCUGGACCCUCGGCCUAGCAGAAACCAUUCUAUUCCUACAAGGGACCCAGAUACUACAAGGGACCCGGGUACUACAAGGGACCCGAAGCACACUGCCAUUGCCUGAUCUCUGGUCAGAAGGAUGUGAGAGCUCAGAAUCAGACUGGAUCUUUGCCGUUUUUCCUUUCCCACCUCUUACUCCAGGAAAUGGUUUGUCUCUUCCUACAGUGUCUCCAACGUCUACAGAGUGGAUUGGAAGCUUCAUUUCCUCAUCUAGAAAUUCUGGUCUGAUAACUACGUCUCACUGGCACCUUUGAGGACAGAGGCCUUCCGUGCCGUCCCAGUCAGUACAGUGCUGCAGGAAUAUGGGACCAGGACUGCUAGGGACCCAGUGCUGCCCCCUCAGACAGUUGUCUCACCUGUGAUGCUUCUCUGACUCCCUCACAGGAUGGCCAUUGUCAUCCAGAACACUCACCCAGGAUAAGCAACUUGAGGGAGGAGUGAGGGGAGGACUCCCGAUUUCCAGGAGUCCAGAGCCUCAUUCCACCUGCUGGCCUGUGUUCCUCCGCCCUUCUCUCUAAAGAAAGAGGAGGCAGAGUUGGGACUAAGUGUGGUGGAAUUCUGAGUCUUGACACCUCCGUUCCCAGACUGCCUCUUGCUGCUAUCCCUUCAGUCUUGCUGGCAAAGACAGGUAAUAUGAAAGUACGUAGCCUGCAGGUGUUCUUCCAUUGCCCUGCAAAAAUUAUAUGUCUUCCCUCAUGUGUACAUUAAUAAAAUAAAUUGCCAUGCUCAAUACUGG
This is a messenger RNA of Peromyscus leucopus (white-footed mouse), 3371 nucleotides long. It is a transcript of the gene Ttll6, whose product is annotated as tubulin tyrosine ligase like 6. NCBI's taxonomy places the organism in Eukaryota, Metazoa, Chordata, Mammalia, Rodentia, Cricetidae. Gene Ontology annotation, cellular component: cilium. Gene Ontology annotation, molecular function: tubulin-glutamic acid ligase activity; tubulin binding. The transcript is spliced from 16 exons. Bases 213 to 2699 code for a protein of 828 amino acids. The record is from RefSeq and is a predicted model, not a curated record. Gene Ontology annotation, biological process: microtubule cytoskeleton organization; protein polyglutamylation.